Messenger RNA from Mizuhopecten yessoensis (Yesso scallop), 849 nucleotides. Its product is annotated as insoluble matrix shell protein 4-like. NCBI's taxonomy places the organism in Eukaryota, Metazoa, Mollusca, Bivalvia, Pectinida, Pectinidae. The record is from RefSeq and is a predicted model, not a curated record. Bases 1 to 849 code for a protein of 282 amino acids. The transcript is spliced from 4 exons.
AUGACACAUACGAAAAAGAAUAGGAAGGAGCAGGAAGUGGAGCUGCCACCAGGCAGUAUUGCUGAAAUGCUGCAAACGGAAGAGGAUAGUUCCAUCACAGCAGGUGGCAAAGAGAGUGGUAAUACAGAGGGUGUGAACGAGGAUGGUAACACAGAGGGUGUUAACGAGAACGGUAUCACAGAGGGUGGUAACGAGGAUGGUAACACAGAGGGUGUUAACGAGAACGGUAUCACAGAGGGUGGUAACGAGGAUGGUAACACAUGGGAUGUUAACGAGAGCGGUAACACAGAGGGUGUUAACGAGAGCGGUAUCACAGAGGGUGGUAACGAGGAUGGUAACACAUGGGAUGUUAACGAGAGCGGUAACACAGAGGGUGUUAACGAGAGCGGUAUCACAGAGGGUGGUAACGAGGAUGGUAACACAUGGGAUGUUAACGAGAGCGGUAACACAGAGGGUGUUAACGAGAGCGGUAUCACAGAGGGUGGUAACGAGGAUGGUAACACAUGGGAUGUUAACGAGAGCGGUAACACAGAGGGUGUUAACGAGAGCGGUAUCACAGAGGGUGGUAACGAGGAUGGUAACACAUGGGAUGUUAACGAGAGCGGUAACACAGAGGGUGUUAACGAGAGCGGUAUCACAGAGGGUGUUAACGAGGGUGGUUUAGAGGAUGGUUAUACAAAAAAAGAUAUGCACAAGGAAUUCAUUUUUGCAUUGGAAACAUAUUUUGGAUCACUCCACUCAUGUUGUUUUGUCCAAAAAGACUUGCAUCUUCCAUUGGCCAUAAACAAGUCAAACUCAAACAAAUUGAAAGGUCUUAAUGGAGAACUGGUUGUAUCCUCAGGAACAUGA